AUGGGUCGCAAAAAAAUUAAAAUCCAACCCAUCCAAGACGACCGAAACCGACAGGUCACUUUUUUGAAGCGCAAGUAUGGUUUAAUGAAGAAGGCAUAUGAGCUCAGCGUGUUAUGCAACUGCGACAUUGGUUUGAUCAUAUUCAACAACUCCAAUAACAAGCUCGUGCAGUACGCGAGUAAGGAUAUGGAUAAGGUGUUGCUACGCUACACGGAGUAUCAAGAGCCUCAUGAAAGUAAAAACAAUUCGGAUUUUAUGGAUGCAAGCAAUGAUCAUACCAAAGACGCGGAUCCUUCUGAUCAAGACGAAGCCGAUGAUACCGAAUACAUGUCGCAACCACCACCACAGCAGCAAUCCAUGUCACCAAUGAUCAUGUCAAAUGCUCCUCCUGUUGGGCAACGGCAACCACCCAUGAUGGCACCACCGCCACCACCACAUCCUCAACAACAGCAACAGCAACAUGCAUACCAACAACAAGCGAGGGAACAACACCAUCCUCAGGCCCAGAGUUAUGGUGCAUACGCGAUGGGCCAUGUGAACAGCUCAGCAUCACCACCAUUUGUGUAUCCAACCAGCAAUGGUUCACCAUACACCAGCCACGGCAUGAUGCCUUCUGCUGUUCAAUCCACAUCUAUGGCACAACAUCACCAGCCGCAGCCUCAUGUUAAUACGUAUCUCGCUUCAAGGUCACAACCAGGAUCUCUGUAUGCUCAACAACCUCAACAUCCACAGCAUUCACCCAUGAUGAUGCAUCAGCAACAACCACAACAACAGCCUCCACCACAUCCACAACAGCCAACUGUAGCGUCAACAAAUCAUCACCCUCGCCCUUCAUUAUCUCCACAACCAGCACCGCUUAAUAAUGCAAUGAGGACAACAACAUCAGUAGACCAUGCAGCAAUACAACCACCAUCACAACAACAGCAACAACAACAGCAAACACCACCGCCACCAGCACCACCGGCUACUGCAGGAUUUGUUGCACCUUCAUCUCAAGUACGAUCGUCACCUCUUGUAAAUGAUAAGAAACCACACAAUUUGCGUGUUCAAAUACCAAACGAGGAUUCAUCCACAUCAUCGACUGCUUCAAAUCAUGGUAGUACCACAGCAGCUACGAGUAAUGGUAUGACAGCAGCACGAGCAGCAACACCGCAUAUGAGACAAGGAAAAGGAGCAUCUUCUCCAACAUCUGCACUACCAUCUCAAUUUGCCCAAAACUUGCCAUCACCAUUUUCCAUCUAUCCAGAAUUCCUACAGCAAAACGAGUUGCCCAGCCCACUCAAUUUUUCAGCAACGCCCACUACAUCCAGUGCUUUUCAUUGGCCUGCUGCAUCAUCAGCUUCAUCAGGUGGUCAACAAGUCAUGUCAUCAGCACGAAUGCCUACUACAGGUGAUUAUCGACCCUCUCCACUAGCCAAUAGUCAUCCGAUGACCGCAUCUUCCCAUCAAAAACGACCCGAUCCAAGCGAUGCUGAGAACCAACGACUCAAAAAGAUAAAGCUUGAAGCUGCUGUAUGA
Messenger RNA from Lichtheimia ornata, 1518 nucleotides. RefSeq lists its product as uncharacterized. The transcript is spliced from 5 exons. Bases 1 to 1518 code for a protein of 505 amino acids. Gene Ontology annotation, biological process: positive regulation of transcription by RNA polymerase II; cell differentiation. Gene Ontology annotation, molecular function: RNA polymerase II cis-regulatory region sequence-specific DNA binding; protein dimerization activity; DNA-binding transcription factor activity, RNA polymerase II-specific. Lineage: Eukaryota; Fungi; Mucoromycota; Mucoromycetes; Mucorales; Lichtheimiaceae. The record is from RefSeq and is a predicted model, not a curated record.